AUCUUGGUCAGUCACAUGACAUCAAAAUGGUGGAUUUUAUGCGGAAACGAUAAUUUAUUCAAUUAUAUUUUAUGAUAUAUUUUCAGUGAUAUUCCUUUAUUGUCAAUCAUGGUUGAUAAAGAAUUUGCACCUCUGACAACCGUUUGCGUUCGCUCUUUGAACGACAAAUUGUAUGAAAAAAGAAAAGUGGGGGCAUUGGAAGUUGAAAAAAUGGUGAAAGAAUAUGUGUCAAGCCAGCAAGAUCAUAAUGUUAAAGCUGUUUUGAAGGUCCUUGGAGACAAUUUUGCCUUGUCUAGUAAUCCAAAUUCCCGUAAAGGUGGACUGAUUGGUCUUGCAGCUGCUGCUAUUGCAUUAGGAAAGGACUCUAAUAAAUAUGUUAACGAGCUUGUUAAGCCUGUACUUGCUUGUUUUCGAGAUUCAGACAGCCAGGUACGAUACUACUCAUGUGAAGCACUGUACAACAUCGUCAAAGUAACAAGAGGAUCAGUUCUACCAUUCUUUAAUGAAAUAUUUGAUGCUCUAACAUCAGAUCCUGAUCAAAAUGUGAAGAGUGGAACAGAACUUCUUGACAGACUUAUAAAGGAUAUUGUCACAGAGAGUUCUUCCUUUGAUCUUGUGUCAUUUGUACCAUUACUAAGGGAGAGAAUCUACAACAAAAAUCCAAGUGCUAGGCAGUUUCUGGUUUCAUGGAUUAUAACAUUAGAUGCGGUGCCUGACAUCAACAUGUUGGUUUUGUUGCCAGAGUUUCUGGAUGGUCUUUUUGAAAUUUUAGGGGACUCAAACCAAGAGAUUAAAAAAAUGUGUCAGGGUGCUUUGCGUGAGUUUUUGAGUAGUAUAAAGAAGUCACAAGGAUAUGUAAACUAUGCUCAAAUGGCCAACAUACUUGUUAUUCAUAGUGAAAAUUUACAUGAUGAUAUGAUAAGCUAUACUGCAAUUACCUGGUUGAAGGAAUUUGUCGUCCUUGCUGGAAGGUCAAUGUUGCCAUUUCUGUCGGGAAUCUUGCAUGCAAUACUCCCUCGUUUUGUGACCAAUGAUAUUGAUACCAAAAGCAGGAAAAAUGUGAAGGAAGCUGCGGAGAGUCUGAACAAAUUGUUGAUGGACUUAAUUGAGGAGCUAGAUGAUACACCUACACCUGCAAGUGGGACUCCUUCACAGGAGAGUCAAUCAGGGGAGAUCACUUCAGAUAAUAGAGAAAUUAUAGUUUCACAGAAAGGGGAGGUAACUUCUUCUAAUGGUGACGAAGCUGAAAUUGAUUCGGAAGAUAUAGAAAAAAGAGUAUAUAAGAUAACAGCAUGUGAUAUCCAGGCUGGGUCAGUGCAUUUAGAUGUCCUAUCAGUGAUCAAUGUAUUGUGCAAGUUAGUCAAAGAGAAAGACUUCCAAACCAGAAUUGCUUCACUCAAAUGGUUCAAACAUUUACUAGUCAAAGUUCCAAAUAAGACAUUCCGACAUAUGAAUUUGGUAUUUCCGGUACUCAUGAAUGCACUUGCAGAUAUUAGCCAGACAGAUGAAAUAAAGACUCAACACAAUUUUAGCUUAACAUUAGCAAAGAUAAUUUCAUAUCAAGUCUCAUUUAAAGACAAAGAUACUUCACCAGAUAGUCAAUCUUCACUUAGUGAUGUAACAAAAGAUUCCACAAAAUACUCUUCAAUGCUUGAAGGUAAAGAAGGCUCAGACAAACAUGCUCAUGACAAUUUCACAUCAAAAAGUGCUUCAGUCAAUGAAUAUUUCAUGGAAUUUAUGGUGCAAUUAUUAAAAUUAUUCAAAAAAGAUGGAUUGAUUCUGGAUAGGAGAGGGGCAUUUAUUAUACGACAGUUGUGUUUACUACUGUGUUCAGAGGAUAUAUUCCAGUCAUUAGCUGAAAUAUUGAUGGUAGAAGAGGAUGUGAAGUUUGCCUGUACCAUGGUUCAUACACUCAACACUAUAUUGCUCACAUCUACGGAACUAUUUGAGCUGAGAAAUCAACUAAAAGAUCUCAAUUCUAAGGAAAGUUGUCAGUUAUUCUGCUGUCUAUAUAAAUGUUGGUCUCACAGUGCUGUGGCAACAUUGGCUUUAUGUUACCUCACACAGAAUUACACACAUGCUUGUAGUCUACUACCUGUAUUUGGAAAUUUAGAGAUAACUGUGGAAUUUCUCAAUGAAAUAGACAAACUUAUUCAGCUUAUAGAAUCACCUAUCUUUGCAUAUUUGAGAUUACAACUUCUAGAUUCUGACAAAAAUCAAGACCUUAUCAAAAGUUUAUAUGGUUUACUGAUGUUACUACCGCAAGCAGAACCAUUUACUUUAUUACGUAACAGACUCAAUUGUAUACCCCACUUUCAAAUGGCAGCCAUAGGUAACAAGGGUUCCAGUUAUGAUACAUCCAAGAGGAACACGGCAGUGUCUGAGAUAGACUUUCACAAUCUCUUACAACAUUUUGUAAAAGUACAGUCAAAAAAUAGAGAAACUAGACGAAGACAACUUUGUUAUGUCGCUACAUUCAUGAAAUGAUACUUGGUGCAAUGAACAAAUCUUAACAAGGACUUUCACCUAAUUAUGAAUUAAGACAGUUGUGCAUUUUUUCUUAAAUUAUAUUUCUGUGAGCUUUGUACAGAGCUUCACCAUUUUGACCUUAAAUCGCUUAACCUGGUGACAUACUCGAAGUCUUCACACCUACUGUGUAAUGUGUCUUGAGUGGCUGAUCAUCCUUCCUUGAAUAAAAAUAAAUAAGCAUAAUAAAAGCCUUGCAACACAGAUUGGAGAUCAUCAAUAUAUAGUUUAUAAAGUUUUCUGACAAACUCGUACCGAAUCUUUUAGUGUGUAAUUAGUUUUCACUUCAGAUCACGGCAGUAAGCCACAUUGAAAUUACCAGAGCACAGUUCAGCCACCGCAUCAUUCCUGGGCAAGCUGUCAAGCAGUUUACCUGUACUAUAGUUGCCUUCACUUUAGCAAGGAACUGAAACUUAUUUACAUGCAAGAGCAGAGGUACAGUGCAAAUGACUGUAGAAAGAUUUCAUGAUCAAUCACAAUGAAAGUGACCUGCACCGUCAGCGAAUCGAACCUGGAUAGCCCAAAUCACAGCCCAACUCCUACCUAUUGAGCUAACCGGACGUAUUUUUAUUGUUUUUUUAUAGAGUAAGCCGGUUAUCUAACAAAUACAGUCAAGCCUGUGUUAAACACCACAUCUGAAUAAACCCUGCAAAUAAAGGCCACACUGAUUACCCUUCAUUGGUAAAAUGGAAUAAAGAAACUUCCAAAUAAAGACCACUUGUUUAUAAAGACCAUUAUUUGUCUUCCAUUUGAUGGCCUUUGUAAACAGGUGUGACUGUAAAUUGAUUUUUGUUAUCAGAAAAUUCACCAUGACUAAUGAUGAAUUUUGGUAAAGAAAAUUGUAACCCAUAGGUUUGUCAAAAUAAUGACUAUUUGGUCAUAACUUUUCUUUAUCAGAUUUGACAAACCUAAAACAUCUUUAAUAUCAUUUGUAAGGUUCUAGUUUGGAAAUAAAUGUGUUGUUUUUUUGUAAAUUAUGAAGAAUUUUUUACAUAAAUACUUGUUUCUUCAUAACAUUUGUUUUCAUAUAUAUCUUUUGAGAAGGUCUGAGUUUUAAACUCUAUAGACCUCUAUUUUAUUAAAGUUAAAGGUAUUUAUUUUUUAUUGUCGCCUGAAGUGAAGGCUUUAAAUUUUAUAUUCAUGUUAUUGUUAAUUUUGUGCAAUUUUUUUGUGGUAAAAUAUUUUAUGGUCAUUGGGGCCAACUCUUUAUAUGUUUUAUAUGUUAUUGUAUCUCUUAAUCUAAGAUGUAAAUGUAAUGUCAAAUUGUUCUUAUGUCAUAAAUAAAAGUAUGGAAAAGGAAA
Molecule: messenger RNA, 3827 nt
Organism: Ruditapes philippinarum (Manila clam)
Lineage: Eukaryota; Metazoa; Mollusca; Bivalvia; Venerida; Veneridae
Product: protein VAC14 homolog
Exons: 19
Coding region: 109-2487 (792 amino acids)
Biological process (GO): phosphatidylinositol biosynthetic process; positive regulation of kinase activity
Cellular component (GO): PAS complex; endosome membrane
Source: RefSeq, a predicted model, not a curated record